AUGGUGCGGCAAAUGAUUGGCGCCAACAGGCUACAGCACAUUUCAAAUGAAGUGCUACGAGCCAGAUCUAGCGUGAAAGAUAUUAUUGAAGCAAUGUACGCCAGAAAGAGGAAAUGGGCUGGUCAUGUGGCAUGGAUGUCAGGAGUAUUGCUCGCAGUCAUCGCACUGACGCAGCUGCGCCUGCUCUGGUUUUUGUACGUUGGUUGGCGAUAUAGAUCAACUCAACUACUACAAAUACAUUUCGUCUUGUCUUUGUUCUGCAUCAUCAGCUUGUUCACAAUGUGCACAGUGAUUGGAUUUCUCGACCUAUAUGCUGCGGGAGUAUUUCGUUUUUCGCCUCUCAGGAACUACAUGCAAUCACACAUUUUGGUUGCGCUUUUUUCACUGAUACUGUUCAUUAUUGGUUUCAAUGCAAGCUGGCAAUUUCACUCCGAAUUGAAGAAAAAAAAGCAAAUCAUGAGGUCUUUACGGCGGUCGCAAAGGCGGUACCUGUGA
Messenger RNA from Gongylonema pulchrum, 495 nucleotides. The record is from the annotation of a GenBank genome assembly. NCBI's taxonomy places the organism in Eukaryota, Metazoa, Nematoda, Chromadorea, Rhabditida, Gongylonematidae.